Messenger RNA from Eremothecium gossypii ATCC 10895, 558 nucleotides. RefSeq names its product Coa1p (gene COA1). Gene Ontology annotation, cellular component: mitochondrial inner membrane. The transcript has a single exon. The coding region runs from base 1 to 558 and encodes 185 amino acids. The record is from RefSeq and is marked provisional. Gene Ontology annotation, biological process: mitochondrial respiratory chain complex IV assembly. Lineage: Eukaryota; Fungi; Ascomycota; Saccharomycetes; Saccharomycetales; Saccharomycetaceae.
AUGUUCAAGACGGGGAUCUCGGUAUUCAGGAGCAGGGUGCUAGCCAGAGGCAUUGCGCAGUGUAGGGUGGGUGCGCGCGCGGCAUCGACAGCUGCGGAGACGGUACUCAAGGACGGUGCCAAGCCCAUGCGGAUCGAUCGGGAGCUGCCAGACCCGUACAAGGAUCGGUUCAAGCAGCGGGCGACCUUCGCGGUGUUUGCCACGGCGACGACAGCGGCGCUGCUGCUGAUUUUCAACUACGAGAAGGUGCAGUCGCCGGUGGUGACGAACACUAUGUAUCAGAUGCGGCGGCUGGGCGUGGUGCGCGAGCUGCUGGGCGAUAACCUGGAGUUCGGCGGGCUGCUGGGGUGGGUGCACGGCGAGUUGAACCAGGUUGCGGGGCGCGUGAAUGUGCGGUUCACGCUCAAGGGCAGCAAGGGCGUGCCUGGCGAGGUGCGUCUGGUGGCCGAUCGCGAGAACCGGCAGCAACAGUUUCUGAUCCGCGAGUGGACGGUGACCAUCGACGGCAAGACGGUGGACCUGCUCGCAGAUGGCGCGGUUCGGACGCUGGAGACGUGA